Messenger RNA from Orycteropus afer afer, 519 nucleotides. It is a transcript of the gene EXOSC1, whose product is annotated as exosome component 1. Gene Ontology annotation, biological process: RNA processing. Gene Ontology annotation, cellular component: nuclear exosome (RNase complex); cytoplasm. Bases 1 to 519 code for a protein of 172 amino acids. Gene Ontology annotation, molecular function: RNA binding. Lineage: Eukaryota; Metazoa; Chordata; Mammalia; Tubulidentata; Orycteropodidae. The record is from RefSeq and is a predicted model, not a curated record. The transcript is spliced from 6 exons.
AUGGCGCCCCCCGUGAGGUACUGUAUCCCCGGCGAACGUCUGUGUAACUUGGAGGAAGGCAGCCCAGGCAGCGGCACCUACACCCGGCACGGCUAUAUCUUCUCGUCGCUCGCCGGUUGCCUGACGAAGAGCAGCGAGAACGGCGCGGUCUCUAGCAUUAAUUCACGCUUUGCCAAAGUACACAUCCUUUAUGUGGGGUCCACACCGCUGAAGAAUUCUUUUCGAGGAACUAUUCGCAAGGAAGAUGUUCGAGCUACUGAAAAAGAUAAGGUUGAAAUUUAUAAAAGUUUCCGCCCAGGUGACAUUGUCUUGGCUAAAGUCGUAUCCUUUAUUCUCAGCAGACUUCUAACGGGUCUCAGGCAAAUACUUGAGGUCUUAGGUCUUUGCUCCAACAGCAUCUUUUCCCUUCCAGGUGUCCAGAUGGUUCCCAUCAGCUGGUGUGAGAUGCAGUGUCCUAAAACCCACACAAAGGAAUUCCGGAAAGUGGCACGGGUACAGCCUGAAUUCUUGCAAACCUAA